ACAAUAAAAAAAAAGCGUAAAUAUACUGUGAUUAACUGAAAACAAUACCAAAUUAAAUUAUAAAUCCAUGCCAAGGAGAUCGAGCUCUCGGCCUCGAUAAUUUUUUAUUUUCCUUCCCAACUGAGGAUAUUUAUUUCCAUUGCCCGUCAUUUUGCCCCCUUCUUCUGGGCGGGGCGGCGAGGGUUUGGUGGCAAAGAAGAGAUGGAGGACUUAGGGUUUUCCAUUUUCCUUGGAUCAGAGGCCGAUUUGACCCUAAAUCUGUGAAAACCCCAGCGCGUCGUCCCCUUCGUGGCUCAGUCUAUUGAUCCAUUUCGAGUGGGAAAUGGAGAAGAUCUAGCGGAGAUGUAAUGCUGAUACGUUUUUCCAAAAAUUUCUUUUUCUGCAUGGAAUUUACCUUAUUUUUUGGAAAUUUUGGAAAUUGUAUGUAAUUUUUUUUCUUGUCAUUUAAGGCGUCUUUUCGGAGCUGCAGGAGUGAUUUAAAGGGGGGUUUGUUUCGGUGUGUAGUAUAAUUUUAGUCGGUGCUGUGGAGAGGAAAGACUUAGUGGAAGUCCGACGAAAAGAAGUGUAGAAUAGGUAUUUGGGGUUUUGAAGAAUGGAUGAUAGAGAUUCUCCGAGACUGGACUCGUCCCCACCUCCGAGCAUAAUGGUGGAUAGCAAUUCCUAUGUAGCUGGAGCACCAAAUAAUUCUAUGGUAGUUCCAAAUUCAGCAGGAAUGAUGCACGGAAUGCGGUUAUCCUUCAAUCCUAUGACUUCUUCUGUAUCGAAACUUGCGGAUUCACCUGGCUCUUUGUAUCAUGGUGAUGGUAUGUCUGGCGUUAGACCAAGUGGUGUACUUAACAUGGGUGAGUUGAUGAAGAAGAAGAGAGGAAGGCCAAGAAAAUAUGGACCUGAUGGUGGCAUGGCUUUGGCUUUAAUUCCUGGACCUUGUGCUUCGGGUUAUUCUAAUAGUCCAAUGUCAGAGCCAGCAAUUAAACGGCGAGGCCGCCCUCCAGGAUCGGGAAAGAAGCAACAACUUGAUGCCUUGGGAUCUUCAGGGAUUGCUUUUACUCCACAUGUUAUUACUGUUAAAGCUGGAGAGCAGGAUGUGGCUUCAAAAAUCAUGGCAUUCUCACAACAAGGUCCUCGAACAGUCUGUAUACUUUCAGCAAAUGGUGCCAUCUGUAAUGUCACGCUUCGUCAGCCAGCAACCUCUGGUGGAACAGUGACAUAUGAGGGCCGCUUUGAGAUCAUCUCUCUCUCAGGUUCGUUUCUUCUCACAGAGGAUGGUGGCACUCGUAGCAGAACUGGUGGGUUGAGUGUGGCAUUAGCAGGUUCUGAUGGCCGUGUCCUUGGGGGUGGUGUGGCUGGAAUGUUGAUGGCAGCUACACCUGUGCAGGUUGUCAUGGGCAGCUUCAUUGCGGAAGGGAAAAAACCAAAGCCGGAGCCUUUGAAACGUGAACCCUCAUCAGCCCCACCUCAAAUGGCAGGCUUUGGGCCUUCUUUGGCAGCAAGCCCACUUUCUGAAGGGACAUCGAGUGAAUCGUCUGAUGACCCGGGCAGCCCCAUAGACCGGAAUGGUGGCUACAACAAUUCCAGCCAGCACAUUCAGUCUGCAUAUGCAUCCGUUGGUUGGCCGCACUCUGCAAAUCAGAACAGGCAUGAUUCUGACAUGAAAAUGAUGCUUAACUAACAAACUUCAGUUUGGAAGUCUUUCUUGCUUGAAGGAAGAUAGUCUCGGGAGUUGGAUCAGUGUAUUUCUUAGUAGCCUUCGGAAGUUGCUUCCUUCAGAGAGCAGUUUAGGAAACAGACCUUUUCCUGUUCUCUAACUUUAUGCCGCUGCUGUUGGCAACUUUUUAAUAGAAAUUUUCUGUUGAAAGCUGAAAUCAUGGCUAUCAUUGUAGUUCAAAAAUAUUUGCUUGUUUUUACUUCCGCAAUAUUUAUGGAUGUAGCAUUUGGUGACCAAGUACCUUGUGACAAUUCAAUUUAUCUUAAGCACUUUUUCCAUCUCUUGGGCGA
Elaeis guineensis (African oil palm) is the source of this 1995-nucleotide messenger RNA. The record is from RefSeq and is a predicted model, not a curated record. NCBI's taxonomy places the organism in Eukaryota, Viridiplantae, Streptophyta, Magnoliopsida, Arecales, Arecaceae.